AUUUUGAACAAGCAAGACAUACGAUUUUUCAAGGUGUAGACAAAAAGUAAAAGAUAUAAAAAAUUUUUUAAUGUGUAGAAAAAACAGUGAAAGAAAUCUUUAUAAAGAAUUUUAAUAGUUUCAGUAAAUAAUUUUUUACAGUGCUAUUUGUUUACAUUUUCUUGCGCAUAUAAUUUGGAUGAAAAAGGACAGUUGAGGAAAUCCUAAUUGUGGAAACACGCCAAUGAGGAAAUUAAAUUUCUAUGCCUUCUAUGCUGCUUAACUUUGCAUAUAAUGAGCAAUUCCACACUUAUCAACGGAUCCAAUGUCACCGGAAAUCAACCAGUGCUAGUGAAACUCUCCACUGGUGAUGGGGUCCCAAAACUUUUUUGUCCCAUUUGCAAUAAAGCUCUGACCUCCCUAAAUGGUUAUGUGAAACAUGUAAAAAAACAUGAAUCUCCUGGUGGCUUUUUUUGUCGCUAUUGUGAAGCACGUUUUUGCACGGAUGAAGACUUGAAGAGACAUCGUGAUACAAUUCAUGUGACGAUUGCAUGUCGCCUCUGCAAAAAUACAACGUUUACUAAUGAAGAGGAAUAUCGAAUUCACAUACGCGAUGUACAUAAAGGCGUUGAUCGCGAGUUAUUCAAGUGCGACAAAUGUGGGGCUGAAUAUAAGACAAUUGACCCAUAUCGGCGACAUAUAUCUACUGAAUGUGGUACCAAAAAACCUUAUAAAUGUGAGCAAUGCGCAAUGACGUUCGUAACUAAAUAUAAUCUGAAACAGCAUAUAGAAUUUCAUACCGGCGAGUUGAAAUAUUGUUGCAGUUAUUGUGGUAAAAAUUUCUAUCAGAAGGGCCGUUUAGUAGAGCAUGAAAGGUCACAUACAGGGGAGAAGCCUUAUAAAUGUGAUGUUUGUGGCAAAUGUUUUUCGCAUCGUGAAAGUUUAGUUACUCAUUCAACAGUACACACCGGCAUUCGUUUGGUAGAAUGCAGGUGCUGUCAAUCCCGUUUCUCAUGUUAUUCUAAUCUCAUAAAACACAGACGCACUCGUCCUGACACUUGUGGCCUUCCCGACUACGACCCACCAAAAAAUCGUGUUCGCAAAUUCACUUCAAGAAUUCCUGCGACACUUAAUCCCACCUCAGAAAUAAAAGUUAGCAAUGUUAAUAAAAUUAUUAAGCCCGACGAUCAAGAAAAAAUUGCUUCGCAAAAAAAAGAAAAUGACUGUAAAUCCAAAUCUAAAGUCGUCGGUGGAAGCCGUAAGGAAGGCUUAAGCAAAAAAGUUACCAGAAAAACAAAGCUUAGCGGUGAUACUGAAAAUAUGGAGUCCUCAGAUAUUACCGAAGAAGAAGACAAUAAAACGGACAAACUAAAAAAAUCAUUAAGAUCCAAAUCAAAAAAACCUUACACCCUUAAUCUAAAGUGUUCUGAUCAUGAUGACAAUAACGAUGAUGAUGAUUCGGUAAAUUUUGAGCCUGAUGAAAACGACGUGGACGAAGAUAAUGGAGACUUUAAGCUACCCGCUUCCACAACAAAUAAAGCUGAAAUUAAAAAAGAAACCUUAGAAGAGGACCUUAGCAACAAAAUAACGCUGCAAAUUCAACCUUUUGAAGAUUUUGAGUAUUCAACGUUAACUACAGACAACGCGAAUGUUAAGUCAGAAGAUGAGGAGGAGAAAAACAGAAUGUUAGAGUGCUUAAACUUUUUCAGUGAAUGUGAUUACCCGGUACUAGACGAUGAUGUUCCUUUAAGGAAUUACCAGAAAAAAAAGGUACCUUUUAAAUAUCAGCUGGCCGAAAAUGUUAUAGAUGAUAUUUUAGAAGAAACUGAACUAAUAUUGAUUAAAGAUGAAGACAGUCAUCAAACUACAACCUUUGAAGAAGAUAUAUUGGAAGUCAAGCCAGCCAUUUCGAGCUCUGAAACGCACUCUUGCAAAGUCCUUUUAGAAGAUGUUACCAAGUACUUUCCUCAACUUAAAGGGAACAACACGGUGAAAUUAUCUCGCAGCGCAUUUAAAGCAGGGCCUAAAUGUAAAAAAUUGGAAAAGUCCAUAAAGUCAACUUCCAUUACAAGCAAAUACAAAACAAAAGGGAUACGCCGAGGUAGCCACAUUUCUUUAAAAAACGAUAUCAAUGAAAAGGAGCAGAAAAGAAAGACGUUCCGCCUGUCAAAAAUAUCCCAGAAAGAGCUCAAGGAACGUCUUAAAAUGGCAAAAAAACAAGAGAAAAGUUGGCAAUGUUUGCAUUGCAUUAAAAUCUAUUACAUGCGCAAGCCCUAUGAAAAACAUUUACGGGAUGACCACAAACGAUCUGAGGAAGAAAUACGAGAAAUAUUUAAAUCUGAAGAUUCAGGCUUAUGCAAUGAGGAUGUCUUCAAGUGCCAUAUAUGCGAUAAAAUUUAUUUAAUGGAGAAGCGUUUAGUCGAUCACAUUGAAAAGCAUGGCGCCGAUGGUAAUUUAAUACACAAAUGCCCCUGCUUUUGUAGUUUGUACUUUGCAACCCGUGAAGAAGCUAUUAAACAUGCGCACGAGGUUCAUAAGGAUUUAUUGUGGUGUGGGAUUUGUCAAAAAUUUAUGACCGGUUGUGAUGCUUUAAAAUCUCAUAACGCUCGCGUACACGGCCAGACCACAAAGGAAGCUCAAAUCAACAGUAAAAGAAAUUUUGUAUGCGAUAAAUGUGGGAGAAAAUUUUUAGGUCGCACUCAGCUAACGGAUCACGUACGUUCGGAUUGCGGCCGUCUACCAAUAUAUCAGUGUCAAGAAUGCGGUAAAUGUCUUACCACAGCUGGGAUUUUAAAAACCCAUAUGUUGCUACAUAAAGCAGAUCGGCCGUAUCAGUGCGAUCAAUGUGGCAAAACGUUUAAAAUAAAGGCCCAAUAUAAGGCGCACCUUAAAUACCGACAUUCGAAUGAAAAGCACUUCAAGUGUCACCUUUGCCCUAAAGCGUAUCCUUACCGUGAAAGUUUGCUAACUCAUAUGACGGUGCAUACGGGGAUUAAACGUUUUCUCUGCAACGGUUGUGGAAAGCGCUUUACUUGUGUGUCGAAUUUGCAAGCGCACCGCAAGGUUCAAGCAGACACCUGCGGCCUGUUACCAUUAAAUGCAAAGGCUACUCAAUACAUGGGCGUCCAAAAGGGUAAUUUGCUAAUGGGAGCGAAACCGGAAGCUGGCCUAGAUUACAUAGAAACUAAUACUUUAGUCGCGAAAGAUGUGCUAAAUCAAGAUCAACCAAUGGCUCAGGAACUAAAUAAUGGACCAUCGGAUAGUUCCUUACCGUUGGCGACGGCUCCUUUACAUUAUGCUCAUUCAGCCCCACCAGCAUUAAUAAUGCCCACUUUAAUAAUCCAGGAUUCUCAUCAGUCGUGGAGCAACUACAACUAGAGAAGAGAGUACGGUUUGUCAUACAUUUUUAUGAUAAAUCGUAAUAACUAUAUAUUGUAACAAGAAUGAAAUUCAAAUCAGAGUAUCUUUUAUUCACAACCCUUGGUUGGAAAAAAAUAUUGAAGCAUUUGAAUAGUAAUAUGUGUAUUUAAAGUUCGCCCUAAGACCCCUUAAAACCCCUUUUUUUAUAUAUUUUGCAAUUCAAAUUACUUGCACCUCCUUCAAAUUAAUUUUCUUUUCCCAAAUAUAUUAUUAACAAUUCGCCAUAAUUAUUUUUGGUUAGGUAUUUAAAUAUAAAUAUUCUAGUAUUAUAAUUUCGCUAAAAAUGUAACAUUCUUAGACUUUUUCGACUUAAAUAAAAAAGACAAAUUCAAUGCCUAUUUUUGUCCGUGGUAAAGACCAAGAGAAAUGUGUAUUGUUUCCGAUACUUCGUUAAAGCAACUCCAACAAGUUAUCUUUUCGUUCACACUAAUUUAUUUUUUAAUGUGUAAUGGGUCGUUCGUCCUCAUUACUUCGCCAAGUAGUCUUUCCAGGAAAGGCACUAACUGGAUAGUGAUCGAAAUGUUGUCAAACCAAACUGUUAAAAUUUUGAAAUGACUUGGAUGAUUACAUAAAACAUACACCCUUAUUUUCAACGCAUAGAAAUUUAACAAUUUUCAUCAUUUGUGAAGCCUGCAUACGAACAAAUAGACAUAAUACACAACCACAGAUAAAAUAAAUUCACGCUGACCUACAAUAAGGUUUAUGUGACCCACAAAU
Messenger RNA from Glossina fuscipes, 4116 nucleotides. It is a transcript of the gene zf30C, whose product is annotated as zinc finger protein 43. The transcript is spliced from 6 exons. NCBI's taxonomy places the organism in Eukaryota, Metazoa, Arthropoda, Insecta, Diptera, Glossinidae. Gene Ontology annotation, biological process: regulation of transcription by RNA polymerase II. The record is from RefSeq and is a predicted model, not a curated record. Gene Ontology annotation, molecular function: RNA polymerase II cis-regulatory region sequence-specific DNA binding; DNA-binding transcription factor activity. The coding region runs from base 274 to 3357 and encodes 1027 amino acids.